AAGCCAUACAACAGUUAAGUGCUCCAUAAUGUGUUCAAAAACAAUUACAGCUACUUUGUAUUGACGCAUGUUAAAGGGGCGUGUACUUAUUGAAAUUUCUGCAAUAUCCCAAAUCGUGUACGCGCAUUCACCGGCAGCUCUGAACAUCACCAAGCGUGUGCGCGCAGAGAAGAAAUAGCCUAACGGGAUAACAGAGACGUGGUGGUUUUGGUAAAACCGCGAAACGAAGUGCUCUUCUGAAUGAAAUUCAGAUUUUUUUUCAGGUUAUUAUUACGACGAUGUGCGACGCCUCUCGCUGAUGUUCCAGCUUUCGCUAAAUCUGCUCUCGCUCUCGCUCGUCUGCGGAAGAUCCAUCAUUGAGAUCUUGACAGCAUUACAGCCGAUGAGAGGUGCACCGGAUAUGCUAUUUAUACCCAGACACAUUGAGCAGCAAUAAUGCGUAUUGUCGAUUUUGUCAUAGACAUUUAUUUUGCAAUGUAAUCUCAGUCGUCUCGCCUGCAUUCUUGCACGGAGAGCGGAGGUGGAAAGGAACAGAAGGGUUUUUUUUUUUUUAAUUCACCGAAUGCAUUAUCAUAACAACGCUCCCAUCAAUUAUUUAAUUUUUUCAUGAUCAAUUCCGAUGUGACAAAGGACUGGUAAAUCGAAUCAAGGAAGGACACCGCUUACAUCUUUUCUACUUCAAAUCAGACAAAUCUUUAUUUAUCUCCAGUCAGUGGACUCGCGGCAGAAGCGCAAUUCUGAGGGUACCGGUGGGGUAGAUAGGGGGAGAUAGAGACGCCGGAAAUAGCAGAAACAAAUCACAGGAGAGUAGACGGUUGGGAGCAAGCGAGAGAAAAAAAUGCUACCUUCACAAGAAGCCUCAAAGAUUUACCAUGACAACUAUAUGCGUAACUCUCGAGCCAUCGGUGUCCUGUGGGCCAUCUUCACCAUCUGCUUCGCCACCAUCAACGUGGUAGUCUUCAUCCAGCCUUACUGGAUCGGGGACAGCGUGAGUACACCACAUGCCGGGUACUUCGGGUUGUUCCAUUACUGCGUGGGCGACGGUAACUCGAACCGGGAGCUGAUUUGCCAGGGAACAUUUUCCGACUUCAGUUCCAUCCCGUCCGGCGCGUUUAAGGCGGCCUCUUUCUUCGUGCUGCUGUCCAUGGUGCUCAUUUUGAGCUGCAUCGCCUGUAUGGCGCUCUUCUUCUUCUGCAACACCGCCACCGUCUACAAAACCUGCGCUUGGAUGCAGCUGCUUUGUGCUGUGUGCCUGGUGCUGGGCUGUUUGAUUUUCCCAGAUGGCUGGGAUGCAGAGGUCAUCCGGGAUAUGUGCGGAGAGGAGACAGGAAAGUACACACUGGGAAACUGUUCAGUUCGCUGGGCUUACAUACUGGCCAUCAUCGGCAUCCUAGAUGCUCUCAUCCUGUCCUUUCUUGCUUUUGUCCUCGGAAACCGCCAGAACGACUUUAUGCACGAUGAAAUCAAGGCUGAAAAUAAAGAUUUGGCAGUAUCCAGGCAGCCUCUACGUGUAGGGUCUUCUCUUCGAAUGGAUGGAAUUGAGAUCCGGGAUACCAGGGACCCUCGAUUUGGUGUCCAGCGGUUUCCGUAAUGAGACAGCAUCCUCCCUACUUUAUCUACUCCUCCAUCCCUUUCUCCUUGUCCUCAGGCCUGUGUCUCUAAACUCAGUCAGGAUGCUGCUAGUGCAGCUCUUUGUAAUAUAGAAAAAGACUGGAAUACACUUCAAGAAGAGAACAUAUUCAACAUACACCUAUUUAAAAACCAUGAGAAAUUAAAACCAAUAAAAAGAAGAAAAGAUCAGCUUUACAUAAACAACAACUCUGGGAAGUAACAAGUUAUACAUAUUACUACUGUUAUUUAAUAAUGCUUUGAUGACAAUUAUGAUGAUAGUCAUGAUUAUGCUUGCAACAGCGAUAUUAUGUUCAGACUUUCAUAUUUUAUCUAAAAUGGGGAACAUAUUUCUAGCUUUAAGAAAAUAUAUGGAAUCAAUGCAUAUGUACAAGAGAUUGGGUGCUACUCUGGACACGCAGAUGAAAAGAAAAAACAACAAGCCAAAAAUUUAAAUAAACAACAACAACAACAAAAAAAGAAAAAAAAAAAGAAAAAAAAGAAAAAAAGAAAAAGAAACAUUUUGUACAGCACCAGAUGUAAUUUUGAAGACCAUCUUUUUCUGACAAAUUUUGAAUUCCCCUCUUUGUACAUGUGGUCAGCAAUCAGAGUUAAUUGAUGAAUUAAAUAGUUAAAUUGUAAAUUCUAUAUUUAUAUGGAAACAGGGUACAGCCAUUAAGCAUUUAUUCACCCACAUCAUAUUCCUUAUACUAACCGGAGUGUAUUUAACAGAUAAACAGAUUAUUUGUCUCUCAGUUCACCUGAAGGUACCAAUGACCAUUCUAUGACUGUGCAGCAGAAAAGACUAACAACAGCUAAAUACACCGCUAUCCCACAGACAUCUAAUUUGGCAUGCAAAUCUCUUCUUACAUUUCUUUUUUUACAGACACUUCCUCUCUUGAUAUUUCCUUUUUCAAUGACUUGUUGUGAUAUUUAUGAUUAGUGAUUAGCACAUGAAUAUUGUUUGGACUCUGCUACAUUAAUUUCAUAAUUUAUCAUUUUCUUCAGUGUUUUGUGGUCAGUAGACCAAGGUGAAUUUUUUAUUUUUUUUUCCAAUUAUCAUUUGUCUUGAGAAAAAGCCCUGCAUGCUGCAUUUUACUCAGGCCCUUAUCUGCAAUUUCCCACACUAUGUAAGUAGAGCACAGUGGUACAGCACAAAGUUAACCGUAACACAUCUAGGUGACCCCUACUGAAAAUCCAGAGUGUUUAUGCUAGUUAGAGCUGGUAUAGUGCUGGUCUAGCUGGUGGACCAGCAUAGUCAUGCUGUUCUCGAGCAAAACUGAGCUGGUCCACCAACACUCCGGCUUCUCAUGCUGAUGACCAACAAUGCUGGAUUUUUCAGCAGGGAAUACUGAGACUUGGUACACAGUCAUGAAAAUGACUACAUCUAUGUUUCCAAGGCAAGAUGUGUAGCACAAUUAUUCACACAAUUUCUUAGCAUAUACUCACAUUACUUUCAAUGGACUGAUGUGACUUAAUUCUUCACAUAUGCAAAAUGCAACAACCGAUUCUCGUAACAGAAAUCAACGAAAAAGAAAAAUCUCAAUAUUUUGUUAUAAAUUCCUUAAAUAUUUGAAUCAUGAUAAACCAUUCAAACAGAAUAGGAAUUUGUGCAAAAUCAAUAUUCAUCUAAGGUUGUACUUGUUUCAUUUGUGUUUUUAUCAACAUCUUCCUUCACCUUGUGUUAAACUUCUAUCUGUCUUGUAAUGGUAUGAUUUCUGCUAAGUGGCUGGAGCUAACACGGACCUUCAAGGUGCACUGGAGAGGAACGUUUACAUCAAUUAGGAUCAUCUCAAGAGGAAAGCCCUGUUGGGGGUAGGUCUGACCCCUAGUCUGCAGCCCCUUGAGUGGCGGAUUUUGGAGAUGACAUGAAAUGGACUGAAAACGAAUUGUGACAUACUCCAUGGUGCUUAAACCCUUCUAACCCUUAUAUAAAGACUGCUUUGCUGCUCCCCAUCUACCUCAGUCUUGAACCCCUCCUACUCUAUUUUCUUGAUAUGCUCCACUGGGAGAUGAAUGCUGAGAUCAGACGGAGAGUGGGGGUAUGAGGAGCAGGAAGAUUAGACUGCACUGGACUUGGGUUUCUAUUCCGUAAUCUUAAAACACAGCUUCUCCAUAAAUUCCCCUCAUUCAUCUAUUCUACACUACCAUUCAAAAGUUUGGAAACGCUAAGACAUUUUUUGUUUUAAAAAACCUGAGACUUUGAUUCACCUAAGAUGCAUUAAAUUGAUCAGAAAUUAAUGUAAAUGGCAUUUACCAUGUUAUAAAUGCUGUAUUAUAUACAGUUGUAUUAUGAAUGCUUCAUUAUUUAAACUGUUCAUCAAAGAGUCUUACUGUACAUGUGCAGCAUUAACAGCUCAUGCAUUCUAGCAGUGUUAAUUAAUAUAUUCAACUGAAGUUUCAUGUUUCAUCUUUGUGAUCACUGAUAAAAAUUUCAUUUAAAAAAAAUAGAAAACAGUUAUUUCAAACCGUAUUGAUAAUUUACAGUAUCACUGGUUUAUUGUAUUUUGUUUUGAUUAAUUAAAUGCUACAUUGGUGAACAGAA
Ctenopharyngodon idella (grass carp) is the source of this 4153-nucleotide messenger RNA. It is a transcript of the gene lhfpl4a, whose product is annotated as LHFPL tetraspan subfamily member 4a. Gene Ontology annotation, molecular function: GABA receptor binding. The transcript is spliced from 5 exons. Gene Ontology annotation, cellular component: postsynaptic membrane; inhibitory synapse; plasma membrane. Lineage: Eukaryota; Metazoa; Chordata; Actinopteri; Cypriniformes; Xenocyprididae. Gene Ontology annotation, biological process: gamma-aminobutyric acid receptor clustering; sensory perception of sound. The record is from RefSeq and is a predicted model, not a curated record. Bases 839 to 1591 code for a protein of 250 amino acids.